AUGACUAUUUUUGUAUGUGACCUAAGGUUGACAAUGAUCCAUAUAAAUAUAUACUACGGUGGACCCCUUAGCAAUGCCAACCCUUAUGACGGAUUGAUGUUUCAAGGUCUGGGUAUCCAAUGCUACUAUAUGAUGAUACGCCGUAAGCUAAAGACCCUGAAUGAUUUGAAACCACAUGCAGAAGUCGGCGUAGAGGAAAUUGUACAAACAACUACAUCUCUACAGUUUGCAGUCCUAGAUGAUCGAUGCACCACAUUGGGAGGCUAUACACCCUCUUUUCAAGAGACACCAACAACAAUUGAGAGCGAACCUGGAAAUAGAUAUGAAAAUCAAUUUUGUACACAUCGAGGCAAAUCCUCUACAGUUCCAGUAGUUGAAGAUGAAGAUGAAGACGAAGACUGUAUUGGGGAAGAUAUUGACGAUAGAAAUGAGUACGAAGAGAGGAUUGAGAGAGACGACUUUGACAGGGGUGUUGAUGACCAUGAAAUUACUCCCAUUCCUCAUGUUAAUGAUAUGGCUGAACGUGAUGAAGAUGAUGCGGAUGCUACUGUUAGAGUUCAGCAUGUUACAAAUGCGACCCCCCUUUAUGAAUCUCCUGCCUCAUCAUUUUAUGAAAAUACUUGGGAAAAUAUGGUUGAUCCUGAAGUUGCUCAGCAAGCAUUUGGUUCUUCUUGGAAUGUGGACAUGAAUUUUGCGAAAGGGUUGAUUUUUACGAAUGAAGAGGCGGUGAAAUGUGCAUUAACAAUUUACGCCACAAAGCAUAACAGAAACAUUGUGACUAGUAGGUUGACCAGAAGUAGAUUGUCUGUGAAAUGCGUCGAUGAGUCAUGCAUGUGGUUCGUUGGGGCAGUCGCGAAGCUUGAACAUGGACUAUGGAUGCAAAAUUUGUUCCAUUGUUGCAAGAAAAACACAUGGCAACAAUUUAUCACCUCAGAGAUUUCAUUGAAGGGAAGUAUUAUUGGGCAUAAGCUUUCUUACUAUAAGAUAUGGGAUGCGAAACAACAAGCUAUUGUAAAGAUAUUCAGGGAUUGGGAAGAGUCUUACCAAAAGUUGAGAAAGUUAUUGUUGACAUACUUGGAUCAAGAAACUGGCACCCAGUACUGGUGGCACACCAUACCCAGGGACGAGUUCGGUGAUACAAUAUUGUGCUAUGUAUUUUGGGCUUUCACUCCAUGCAUUGAAGGAUUCAGACAUUGUAAGCCAGUGAUCAGUAUUGAUGGGACUCAUUUGUAUGGUAAAUAUCGAGGGGUGUUGUUGAUUGCAAUGGCCACCGAUGCCAACAACAAGGUUUUGCCUCUCGCCUUUGCCGUUGUGGACAAAGAGUUAGGGCCUAGUUGGAGGUGGUUUUUAGAACGCCUCAGGAUCUCACUGGAAGAUGUGAUAGCAGAUAAGGACAUUUGCAUAAUUUCUGACCGACAUAAAGACGCCACUUUAAAGUCAUUGGCCUUGAAAGCGGGGUAUGCUACUCAGGAAGCUAAGUUUGAGUUGUACAUGCAACAUAUCAAGGAAGCCGAGAUUGAGGCCCUUAGGAAGAAACGGAGAACCGAGCGGCAGGAAAGUGAACCCGACUCAUCCAUCAUGCCAUACACAUAUCUAAUGACAGAGGAUCUAGACAUGUGGACCCAGCUACAUGAUGGUGGAUACCGUUAUAGGGUUAUGACAACCAAUGUCUCGGAGUGCUUCAAUGGAGUACUGAAAGGUGCCCAUGGCCUACCCAUUGCUGCAAUGGUUGAAUUUACUCAUUGCAAACUUUUUGCGUAUUUCCAUGAUCGACACAAAGAAAUUACUCAUGAUCUCUCACAGGGCAAGGUAUGGAGUAAAUAUGCCUUAAAAACCUAUGGACAAAACCUACAAAAAUCUCUUGGCCACCACAUAAAUGCGUUUAAUUAUCUGAAUGGUAUAUAUCAAGUAAUUACUGCAUACAACAUCCAUAGCUCUAGAGGGGGACACCAUAGUCAUGAAGUAAACCUAAUAGCCAGAACAUGUCGUUGUGGAAAGUGGCAAAAUCGAAAGAUCCCUUGUUCACAUGCAAUUAAAGCUCUUCAGUACUUGGGGCAAGAUACGACUACAUAUAUUGACCCAUGUUAUAGUUUGAACAACGCCAUUCACACCUACUCACUUGUAUUUGUGGUGCCAAAGUCAGAGCCAUUGUGGAGAGAUAUGGACGGUCCAAAGUGGGUGCCUGACCCAAACCUGUUGCGGGGCAAAGGUCGACCUGUGGCGUCUAGGAUACGGAAUGAGAUGGAUGGGGUUCGACAAGAACCAGGAAGCCGGAGGCCAGAUUCUGACUUGAGGGAGAUUCAACAAAAGCAGAGCUGUGGAUUGUGUCAUCAACAUGGGCAGAACCGUAGAAGAUGUCCACUUUCCUAUGGGGCUUCGACAAGCAGUAAUGAUCCAAACUAG
Quercus lobata is the source of this 2403-nucleotide messenger RNA. RefSeq lists its product as uncharacterized. The record is from RefSeq and is a predicted model, not a curated record. Gene Ontology annotation, molecular function: zinc ion binding. The coding region runs from base 1 to 2403 and encodes 800 amino acids. Lineage: Eukaryota; Viridiplantae; Streptophyta; Magnoliopsida; Fagales; Fagaceae. The transcript is spliced from 5 exons.